This is a messenger RNA of Gordionus sp. m RMFG-2023, 636 nucleotides long. Its product is annotated as ATP-dependent DNA helicase PIF1-like. The record is from RefSeq and is a predicted model, not a curated record. The transcript is spliced from 2 exons. The coding region runs from base 1 to 636 and encodes 211 amino acids. Gene Ontology annotation, cellular component: replication fork. Lineage: Eukaryota; Metazoa; Nematomorpha; Gordioida; Chordodea; Parachordodidae. Gene Ontology annotation, biological process: DNA replication.
AUGCUUGGUUACUUAAAAUUGGAGAUGGGCAGGCUAUCAAGCAGCAAUUCUGAUCUUCCUACAAAUAGUGUUGAAAUCCCACCUUAUUUGCUUGAAAAUGAUUCAUUAAUAAAAUGUGUGUAUGGCCCUAUCAAACAUUAUUAUAGUGCAGAUUCCAUUGAAAGCGAUAAUAAGGAUGAUAUAAUAAAUUUUCCAAUAGAAUUUUUGCAUUCACAAACUCCAUCCGGUAUGCCACCUCACAAGCUAACACUUAAGGUUGGUACAAUUGUUAUGCUAUUACGCAACUUGAGCCCAAAGAAAGGACUUUGUAAUGGUACCCGUUUAAUCAUACGACAUUUACAUAUUAAUUUUAUCGACGCUGAGGUAUUGACAGGCACUAAUAAGGGUUAUCGAGUUUUUCUCCCACGAAUAGAUCUAGCUCCAAAUGACUCUCAGUUACCAUUUACUUUAAAAAGACGACAGUUUCCUAUAAUUCCCGCUUUUGUGAUUACAAUAAAUAAAAGUCAAGGACAAACUUUUAAUCAUGUAGGCUUAUUCCUCCCUGAGCCCGUCUUUGCCCAUGGACAACUAUAUGUGGCUCUUACUAGAUGUAAAUCUCAAAAUAAUAUGAAAAUUAUGAUUUUGCCAUCAGAAUAA